GGCAGUUCUUCAGACACUUUUCACCUCAUUCUGCACCUGAACAAAGCUGCUACCACAACGUUAGCUUAAUUCUACCCACAACUGUUCAAAGCAAACACAAACCAUGGAGCGAUAUACGAAAGCGCUGGUCAGCGGUGCGGCCGUCAUCUACUUUGGCUACUGGUGCAUGACGCGCACAACACCAUCGCACGACGAGCUGCUCGGGCGACUGCCGGCGGAGGAGCGACGACGCUUGGCACGGAGCCAUGACGAUCGCCAAGCAAUCAAUCAGGAACUCAUGAACCAGAUCCAGAAGAACGCAGCAAGCACAAAGCCGGUGUGGCAGGUGGACAUUGAGCCAAGCUCCAUCCCAUUGCCGCCAACCCCGGCGCCAACCACGCCCGCUUCACCCGUCUCGCCAACAGUCAAGCCAACAGCUCCCAAGUGAUUGGCGAUUAUUAUUGUAUUGGUAAUGGUUGAGUUGUGCUGUACUUUUAGUUUUUUUUUUUUCGAAAAAACAAAAAAA
Capsaspora owczarzaki ATCC 30864 is the source of this 505-nucleotide messenger RNA. RefSeq lists its product as hypothetical. The record is from RefSeq and is a predicted model, not a curated record. The transcript is spliced from 2 exons. Gene Ontology annotation, cellular component: mitochondrial membrane. Bases 104 to 427 code for a protein of 107 amino acids. Gene Ontology annotation, biological process: mitochondrial respiratory chain complex III assembly. NCBI's taxonomy places the organism in Eukaryota, Filasterea, Ministeriida, Capsasporidae.